Messenger RNA from Linum tenue, 1040 nucleotides. NCBI's taxonomy places the organism in Eukaryota, Viridiplantae, Streptophyta, Magnoliopsida, Malpighiales, Linaceae. The record is from the annotation of a GenBank genome assembly.
AUGGUAAUAAAGAGCAAGACCAGAACCGCUACUUCUUUCUUGUCAUUGUUUCCGCAGAGAUCCGCUCGAGAGAGAGAUCAUUCAUUCAUUCGGGCUGAAAAGACGCAGCAGCAAAGCAAUGGAAGGCGAGUGCGCGGAGCGGCGGAAGAAAGCCAAGCUGGCGAUCAUCGAGAUGGCCCACGCCAUCAGCGUCCCAAUGUCGCUCACCGCCGUCGUCCGCCUCAACGUCGCCGACGCCAUCUGGCAAGGCGGCGCCAACGCCCCUCUCUCCGCCGCCGAGAUCCUCUCCCGCCUCCAUCCUCCUCUUUCUUCCAGCCCGGCGGAUCCCCGGAACCUCCAGCGCAUCCUCCGCCUGCUCUCCGCCCACGGCGUGUUCGACGAGCACGACGCCGCCGCCGCCACCGGCGGCGAGAGGAAGUACUCCCUGACGGAUGUCGGCGAGACGCUGGUGACGGAUGCCGACGGGGUUUCCUACGCGGCCUACAUCCUCCAGCACCACCAGACGUGAAGCAUGUGGGUGGCGAUAUGUUCAAGUCCAUACCUAGUGGUGAUGCAAUCUUCAUGAAGUGGGCUUUGACGGCUUGGGCGGAGGAGGAAUGCAAGAAGGUAAUGGAGAACUGCUACAAGGCGCUGCCACAGGGAGGGAAGCUGAUCGUCAUCGAGCCCGUGCUGCCGGAGAAGAGCGACCACAGCCUCAGGACGCGAGCCCUGCUCGAAUCCGACGUCUUCAUGAUGACACUUUACAGGGUGAAGAGCAAGCAGAAGACAGAGGAAGAGUUCAAGCAGCUUGGUCUGGCUGUUGGCUUCUCCAACUUCAGGGCGUUCUACUAUGUUGAUUACUUCCUCACCCUCAUGGAGUUCCAGAAAUAAUAGGGAUCUUUUGUGUAAAUUUCCAAGCUAGGCUCAAAAUAUACUCGUAGUACGACAUAAUACUACUCGUGCUGUAAUAAUAUCAUCGUUGCCCGUCGUCAAAGUUAUAAUAAUCAGGAAUCUCUUAUCAGAUAUGAACCAGUUUCAUGUCUUGAAUUAACCAUCUGCAG